UGAACCCAUUUGAAUGAAUGGACUCGUCCUCCUCUAACCGCUUUUGGUAAAACCCGCCGAAUGUGUAUUUAUGCAGAUCAGUCAAAACAUGAGUUAGGUAUAAGAGAAUUCCCGAGGAAAUACAGCGGCAACAACACUCAAUAGGUUGGAAAAGCAUCAGCUUGAGUGAAGAUGGCAGCACUAGUCUUCCUUCGCGUUCUUCCUCUCCUCACCACCUCGUCCUAUCUUACUUUCACAAUCGCCGAGGACCUCUACUUCAAACCCUACCUAGAGCCCUCGGUCGUCGGAGUUGCCGAUCACCUUCUCCCAUCCUAUAUCACCGUAUGGUACAACCGGGGCAUGACUCUCAUCUCCAUCAUAUACCCGUUAACCUGGUGCACGGCCAUUGUGGAUCUCCCGGUGGCCCAUCUGUGGCAUACUAGUAUCGCAGCCUUCGUCUUGUAUCUCCUCGGACUCCUCUUCAGCAUUGCACACAUGCUCUGGGGACCUCAAGCAAUGAAUCUCCUAAACUCAACUAAGAAGCAAGACAGCUCAGGAAUCACGGAGAUUCCUCGUCGAUGGUGUCGAAUGAAUCUGAUUCGGGGCGCCUUGGUGGAUGUGCCGGCCUGGGGCUGUUUUCUGGCUGGAUUUCUUGUAUGGGAAAGUGCGCGGUGGCCUGAAUCUCACCUCGGAACUAGAUUAAGGCUCUAUCAUUUUUCCUGAGUAGCUUGGGCGUCGGGAUGUCCAACAUCACCCAAAUUCAGUAGAGAGCAAUCGGCGGGUUCGGCUUUUUUACGACUGUAAGCGCAAUGCUCGCCUGUAGAACUAUGUACAUACAUAGGGAGAAAAUAGGUAUCAUUGUGCCCCGAAGCGCAUUAUACAGGUCUCUGAUCCAAUCCGGUGAGGAUCGAAAGUAAUGGUUACCUCCCAGGAGUUCCAAUUUUAUAAUUUCAAUGUGCUGGAGUAACCAUUCUCCAAGCCCUAAUGUACUUCUAUACACACAUCUAACUUUCCU
Aspergillus pseudotamarii is the source of this 994-nucleotide messenger RNA. RefSeq lists its product as uncharacterized. Bases 172 to 702 code for a protein of 176 amino acids. The transcript has a single exon. Lineage: Eukaryota; Fungi; Ascomycota; Eurotiomycetes; Eurotiales; Aspergillaceae. The record is from RefSeq and is a predicted model, not a curated record.